Amaranthus tricolor (Joseph's coat) is the source of this 1270-nucleotide messenger RNA. Its product is annotated as deSI-like protein At4g17486. The transcript is spliced from 3 exons. NCBI's taxonomy places the organism in Eukaryota, Viridiplantae, Streptophyta, Magnoliopsida, Caryophyllales, Amaranthaceae. Gene Ontology annotation, molecular function: deubiquitinase activity. Bases 397 to 1080 code for a protein of 227 amino acids. Gene Ontology annotation, biological process: protein deubiquitination. The record is from RefSeq and is a predicted model, not a curated record.
UGGAAGAGUAAAGGGGUAAAAGAUUGAACGUGAAGUUAGGGAGAGAAAGGGAACACAAUACUAGAAUACAAGCAAUCUCUUAAUUAAUUUCCCACCAAAAUUAUGUCUUCCAUUCAUUUAAAAACCCCUCCUCUCUCUACGGUAUCUACUCUCUAUCUAUCCUUCCUUAAAUUAAGAUAAGGCCAUAAAUUUUCUCUCUACAUUAAUUUUCCUUGCAAUUCCUGAGUUUUUCCCUUUCUAGUCAAAAAAAACAAAGAAAAUGAAUUUUAUUGGCCUAAAUUUUUAAUUAAUUUCUUGAGAUUAUAAACUAUUUUUUCUGGGCUAUAUUGAUUUUAAAGCUAAUAUAUUUAUCUAAAUAUCACAAAAAAAAGGUCAGAAAAAAAGAGGAAUUUAAAAAUGUUGUGUAAAAUGAUAUCAAAGAAGAAGAAAACUGGUGUAGUACCAGUUUAUUUGAAUGUGUAUGAUCUUACUCCCAUUAAUGGCUAUGCUUAUUGGCUUGGUCUUGGUAUUUACCAUUCUGGUGUUCAAGUGCAUGAGGUCGAGUAUGCAUUCGGAGCUCAUGAUCAUGCCAAAACUGGAGUAUUCGAAGUGGAACCCAAGCAUUGCCCGGGCUUCACAUUUCGAAAAUCAAUUUUGGUCGGAAGAACAGAUAUGGAUGCGAAGGAGGUUCGGACAUUGAUAGAGAAGCUUUCCAAAGAGUACUUUGGUAAUACUUAUCAUCUCAUUAGCAAAAAUUGUAACCAUUUUUGCAAUGAUUUAUGUAUACGCUUGACUGGAAAGCCGAUUCCAAGUUGGGUCAAUAGACUAGCUCGACUAGGUCUAUUGUGCAAGUGUGUUCUCCCAGCAGCUUUAGACGAAACAAAGGUUCGCCAUUUUAGACCCGAAAACAAGACUCGUGUUGAAGUAGAUCAAAAGAAGUUGAGAAGCCAAUCAAGUAGGCUUGAGCCCUCAAAUUCUAAUUCAUCUAAAUUGUCGGGAUGUUCUUCAAAUUCCGCCAGCAGAAGUAGGAGGCAGAGACGAUGUAUUCCUCCUUCAUCGUCUUUGGUUUGCGCUUACCCUCAGCCGGAAGCUGUUUCAUAGAGGUUUAUCUUUUUCUUAGUUUAGAUUUGUAAUGUAAAGGUGUGAUGCAUACUUCUUUGGUAGAAUGUGCAAGUUUCAAUUGUUUUUGUAGUUUUCACUCAUAGUUCCAAACCCACCAACCCUAAAAUUAGAGGGUAAAUGGUUGUCUAAGUGAAGUAUAGUCUACUAAAAAAACAAAAGUUAGUGUAUA